GGGAAGUUGGCUGGCUGGCGAGGCAGAGCCUCUCCUCAAAGCCUGGCUCCCACGGAAAAUAUGCUCAGUGCAGCCGCGUGCAUGAAUGAAAACGCCGCCGGGCGCUUCUAGUCGGGCAAAAUGCAGCCGAGAACUCCGCUCGUCCUGUGCUUUCUCCUGUCCCAGGUGCUGCUGCUAACAUCUGCAGAAGAUUUGGACUGCACUCCUGGAUUUCAGCAGAAACUGUUCCAUAUAGAUCAGCCAGUUGAAUUCAUCCAGGAUCAGGCGAUUCUAAACUUGAACUUCAGUGACUGUAAGGGAAAUUACAAGCUACACUAUGAGGUCUCCAGCCCAUACUUCAAGGUGAACAAUGAAGGUGAUUUAGUCGCCCUGAGGAACAUAACUGCGGUGGGUAAGACGCUGUUCGUCCACGCCCGGACUCCACACGCGGAAGACAUGGCAGAACUCAUGAUUGUCGGGGGAAAAGACAUCCAGGGCUCCUUACAGGAUAUAUUUAAAUUUGCAAGAACUUCUCCUGUCCCAAGACAAAAGAGGUCCAUUGUGGUAUCUCCCAUUUUAAUUCCAGAGAAUCAGAGACAACCUUUCCCAAGAGAUGUUGGCAAGGUAGUCGAUAGUGACAGACCGGAAGGGUCCAAGUUCCGGCUCACUGGAAAGGGAGUGGAUCAAGAGCCUAAAGGAAUUUUCAGAAUCAAUGAGAACACGGGCAGCGUCUCUGUGACACGGACCUUGGACAGAGAAACUAUUGCUUCUUACCAACUAUUUGUGGAGACCACUGAUGUCAACGGCAGGACUCUCGAGGGGCCAGUCCCUCUGGAAGUCAUUGUAAUUGAUCAGAAUGACAACAGACCGAUCUUUCGAGAAGGCCCCUACGUUGGCCAUGUCAUGGAGGGAUCACCCACAGGAACCACAGUGAUGCGGAUGACAGCCUUCGACGCGGACGACCCAUCCACAGAUAAUGCCCUCCUGCGGUAUAACAUCCGUCAGCAGACGCCUGACAAGCCAUCUCCCAACAUGUUCUACAUCGAUCCCGAAAAAGGAGACAUUGUCACCGUUGUGUCACCUGCACUGCUGGACCGAGAGACACUGGAAAAUCCCAAAUAUGAGCUGAUCAUCGAGGCCCAAGAUAUGGCUGGACUGGAUGUUGGAUUAAUAGGCACGGCCACAGCGACAAUCCUGAUCGAUGACAAAAACGAUCACUCCCCAAAAUUCACCAAGAAAGAGUUUCAAGCCACAGUCGAAGAAGGAGCCGUGGGAGUUAUCGUCAACUUGACAGUCGAAGACAAGGAUGACCCCACCACAGGCGCGUGGAGGGCCGCCUACACCAUCAUCAACGGAAACCCUGGCCAGAGCUUCGAAAUCCACACCAACCCGCAAACCAACGAGGGGAUGCUUUCCGUUGUCAAGCCUCUGGACUAUGAGAUCUCCGCCUUCCACACCCUGCUGAUCAAAGUGGAAAACGAGGACCCGCUGGUACCUGACGUCUCCUAUGGCCCCAGCUCCACGGCGACCGUCCAUAUCACCGUCCUGGAUGUCAACGAGGGUCCGGUUUUCUACCCCAACCCCAUGAUGGUAACCCGGCAGGAGAACAUCUCUGUGGGCAGCAUGCUGCUGACGGUGAAUGCCACAGACCCCGACUCCCUGCAGCACCAGACCAUCAGGUAUGCCGUUUACAAGGACCCAGCAGGCUGGCUCAACAUCAACCCCAUCAACGGGACCAUCGACACCACAGCCGUGCUGGACCGUGAGUCCCCGUUUGUGCACAAUAGCGUGUACACCGCCCUCUUCCUGGCGAUCGACAGCGGCAACCCCCCUGCCACCGGGACUGGAACCGUGCUGAUAACCCUGGAAGACGUGAACGACAACGCUCCCUUCAUUUACCCCACAGUGGCCGAAGUCUGCGAUGACGCCAAAAACCUCAGUGUGGUCAUUUUGGGAGCAUCAGAUAAGGAUCUUCACCCAAAUACAGAUCCUUUCAAAUUUGAAAUCCACAAACAAACUGUCCCUGAUAAAGUCUGGAAGAUCUCCAAGAUCAACAAUACACACGCCCUGGUAAGCCUUCUUCAAAAUCUGAACAAAGCAAACUACCAGCUGCCCAUCAUGGUGACAGAUUCAGGGAAGCCACCCAUGACGAACAUCACAGACCUCAGGGUACAAGUGUGUUCCUGCAAGAAUUCCAAAGUAGACUGCAACGCCGCGGGGGCCCUGCACUUCAGCCCGACCUCGGUCCUGCUCAUCUCCCUCUUCAGUUUAGUGUGUCUGUGAGAACUCCUGACAUCUGAAGCUUGACUACCAAGUUUCCAUAGCAACAGGAAAAAGAAAAAAAAAAUCCAAAUCUGAAGAUUGCCGUUUACAGCUCUCGAACUUCACAACUAGGCCUCAAUUGCUCCAGAUUUUCACUUUCUUUGCAAUUUCACUUAGUCUGUACUUCACCAUUUUGACAGCCUCUUCCUUUCUCCUUUAAUUAAUGGAAUCUUCUGAAUUUUCCCUGAGUGUUUAAAGAUCAUGGCAUAUAACAUGACCUUCUGGGAGCAGGAACAAUGACUACUUUUUCUGGUGUGUUGCCAUGUCGCUAGUCAGCACUCCCCCAUGCAGCUUUGUCUGUGGGUUAGUAUUUGUGUACGUAUGAGUAUCUGUAUGUGUGUCUACCCAGUAUUUAUAGAGAGAGACUAGACAGGAGGAGCCUAGUUUUGAUGCGUCAUUCUUCCUUGGGAGGCUAAAGGAGAAGGGACAGAGCCGUGGCGGCGGACCCACCCAGGGCCCCAGCCGCAAGCUAGGCACUAGCACAGACCACAGAGGGGACGCUUCUCCGACAUCCGUUCAGCCCGGGUGCGGCCACGACCAACAGGCAGCUCCACAGAGAGAGAGAGCGCAGAGACCGAAGUCCUUUCUCUUUAGUCUGCGGACCAUAACCAGUUUCACUGCCACCAUAUGCUGUGAUCAAAAGUGGUGAGGAGCAGAACGGGAAAUUUUACCAUCAAAUGCCAAGAAAAGGGCUGAAAUAUUCCUUCAUGGGCAUCUGCAUGCAUUUGUAUGUGUCCAGAAUCCACAGCCCUGCUGUGGAUUUAGUUCCUACGGGCACGUGGGUCACGGCAGAGACUCUCUCCCUCCGAUUUACGAUAGCAGGUGUCAUCACGGAGGUCGCGCGUGCAUAGGAAGAGGUUGACAGGUACAGUGUGUAUACAUAUAUGCGCCCACAUGUAUAGACAUACGCUUAGGCACAUACACACCAUUUGUUUCAUAUACAUGCAUAAAAUAGAGUAAAUACCGGUAGUACCCUUUUGUGUGAGUCGACUACAGUUGUUUGCAAACCUUAAAAUAAAAAAAUGUUCAUUAUGUAUAAAAGGUAAUUGAUUUUUAUUCUGUGAGCAUGUCCAAGUAAGAGGAAAGUUAGUGCUUGUACUAAGAUUAUCUUCUUGUUGAUAAACUAAAUGAACCAUCAAAGCUCACACCAAAUUUUUCUACCAGAUAAAAACUAGUGACAGCCUGUGGCUUUUUAUUAGAGCUCGCCACAAACUAGGGUAAGGUAAGUGUCUUAGCAUAUUUUCAUGCUGUUGCUUCCUAAAGGUUUUAAC
Molecule: messenger RNA, 3572 nt
Organism: Phyllostomus discolor (pale spear-nosed bat)
Lineage: Eukaryota; Metazoa; Chordata; Mammalia; Chiroptera; Phyllostomidae
Gene: CDH13
Product: cadherin 13
Exons: 14
Coding region: 121-2262 (713 amino acids)
Biological process (GO): adherens junction organization; multicellular organism development; cell morphogenesis
Cellular component (GO): plasma membrane; adherens junction; catenin complex
Molecular function (GO): cadherin binding; calcium ion binding
Source: RefSeq, a predicted model, not a curated record